UUCAGCUUCAGCCCCGCGGAGCUCCGGAUCCCCCCGUGCUGGAUCAGUGAUAAUAAUCAGUGAGGAUGAGUGCUGGUGGUUCUCAUGAAGAACUGAAGCAGGAGAAGCAGGAGAAGCAGAACACAGUGAGUGAUGAAGCGGAGAAAGACUGGCAGGCGGCCAAGAGCUUCUACGACAACCUGAAAACUAAAAGACCUCGACCGCCGAAGCCGAACACCGCCAUCACGGUGGCCGUAUCGUCUCGUACGCUGUUCGACAUGGCGGAGGAGAGGAAGCUGUACGAGGAGAAAGGACUGGAGCAGUACGUGGCCUACAAUCAACAAAACGAGAACAAACCUCUCAAACCUGGAGCAGCGUUCCCCUUCGUCAAGGCGCUGAUGAGGGUGAACACCCAUCUGAGGGAGCUCUACCCCGAGAGUGAGGAACUCUUCGAUAUCGUACUCAUGACUAAUAACCACGCCCAGGUGGGGGUGCGGCUCAUCAACAGCAUCAAUCACUACGAUCUGACCAUCGAGAGGUUCUGCAUGACGGGGGGUAAAAGUCCAGUUGGUUACCUGAAGGCCUACAUGACCAACCUGUACCUGUCCAAAGAUUCAGAGAAGGUGAAGGAGGCCAUUGAGGCGGGAAUCGCGGCCGCCACCCUCUUCACCCCGGAUCAGGAAAUGGUUCUGAGUGAAUCUCAGCUGCGAGUGGCGUUCGAUGGAGACGCCGUGAUCUUCUCGGACGAGUCUGAGAUCAUCGUGAAGCAGCACGGACUCGACGAGUUCUUCAUCCACGAGCAGAAGAACGAGGACACGCCCCUUGCUCAGGGGCCGCUGAAGUGCUUCCUGGAGGCGCUGGGGAAGCUGCAGAGGAAGUUCUACGAGAAGAACGAGCGGAUGCGGUGCCCCAUCCGAACCUACCUGGUGACGGCACGCAGCGCGGCCAGCUCCGGGGCCCGCGUCCUCAAAACCCUGCGCAGCUGGGGCCUGGAGAUCGACGAGGCGCUGUUCCUGGCCGGGGCCCCCAAAGGGCCCCUGCUGCAGAAGAUCAAGCCUCACAUCUUCUUCGACGACCAGAUGUUCCACAUCGAGGGGGCCAGGGAGACGGGGACGAUCGCCGCCCACGUGCCCUACGGGAUCGGGCAGAAGUACCACAAGGGGAAACUGAUCGAGCAGCCGGAGAAGCAGAAGUGACCGGUCAAAAGUAUUCGGACGCCCCUUUAGAUUACUGAACUAGCGCUACGGGUCGUGUCGUGGCAGCCGGCGGCACCGGAAACAUCUCACGGAAAACAGGACGCUA
Molecule: messenger RNA, 1281 nt
Organism: Trichomycterus rosablanca
Lineage: Eukaryota; Metazoa; Chordata; Actinopteri; Siluriformes; Trichomycteridae
Product: cytosolic 5'-nucleotidase 1A-like
Exons: 6
Coding region: 66-1175 (369 amino acids)
Biological process (GO): nucleotide metabolic process; adenosine metabolic process
Cellular component (GO): cytosol; cytoplasm
Molecular function (GO): magnesium ion binding; nucleotide binding; 5'-nucleotidase activity
Source: RefSeq, a predicted model, not a curated record